Messenger RNA from Musa acuminata AAA Group (dessert banana), 2663 nucleotides. RefSeq lists its product as uncharacterized. The coding region runs from base 1626 to 2558 and encodes 310 amino acids. The record is from RefSeq and is a predicted model, not a curated record. The transcript has a single exon. NCBI's taxonomy places the organism in Eukaryota, Viridiplantae, Streptophyta, Magnoliopsida, Zingiberales, Musaceae.
ACUGCAAUCCACAUUACAUUUGUGUAGAUCUUACCGCUCUUACCUCGAAGCACUUGGUUUUCUGCAACCUGCAAUGUGUUGUUGUUCUAUUUAAUGCCACAAGAGAUCACGGUGUUCGCCGAGCGGCUGGUGUGCAGGCGAUGGGGAACCAAGGCAUCGCGAGCGAGAAGAAGAAGAGGAGAGCGAGGAGAGGCCCCUUCACGAGCCUCAGCUUCUCGGCGAGCCUCCCGGGCGACGUCCGCGGCGCCCUCGCGGAGAGCAUUUGCGCGGUGAAGUACUCGUCCGACCCUCUUGCUGACUUCAGGGAGUCGAUUCUGGAGAUGAUCAGAGACGGCGGCGUCAAAGACUGGGAGGAGAUGGAAGAGUUGGUCUACUGCUACGUCGUUCUCAAUUCAUCGGGCGUCCGCUGCUUCAUCGCGGAUGCAUUCCUCAGUGUGUGUUCUCCUUGUCUUCAGCUCCCAUCAGGGAAUGAUCAUUAGGUGUUUUCUACGCAUUUUAGAUGACUGACAACACCACAAAGGAAGUGAUCGUUCCAUCUAUCCAAACCAUGAAUGAUGUGAAGGAAUCUUCAACGAAGACGGCAGAGCUAAUAAUAAGCGAUGCUUCAAACUUCUGAUUGACUAUCUACAUGGAAAAUUUCUCUACAGCAUCUUCGGACUUGUAUAUUCUUUUUUAUGCUUUCUUGAAUGGCUUCACGACGACCUCUCAGAUACAAUCUGAAUCGGUUCUUUACCAACUCCUGCCGGAUUAAUACAGCAUCAGCAGAUAACUUCAUUCAGCAUUUUGCCGUCGAGUUUGUGCCGUUUGCUGCACGGGGAGAAAUGACCACUUUGACAGCCAAAUCGUUGUCGUCUUCUCCUGUCUUGACAUGAGCAGAGUGCCAAAUCUGACGCAGAAGCUAAGCAGUGAGUUCUUGGCAGCGGCAAGGACAGCAGAGAAGUGAAUGAUCAGAUCAAGCUUUGUGAACGUCAUGAUUAGGCAAACAGUGUCAAACCUUAGACAUCAAUUUUAAAGGCAUUCCACCCACCGAUCCCUUAUGCAAACAGAAGAAGGAUUGCAGCAAGGUUGACUAAUGGCUAAAAUUCUGUGACUGGUGGCGCACAAACUCUGUAUCAAUUAUACUAAAUUGCCUCCUAGACAAAUGCAAACAACAGCUAUGGUUGCUAGAUGACAUGAUUGAAGCGUCAGGAAAUUGGAGUCAUCAUGGAUCCCCACGAUACCUUGCAACCAACAUUGACAAGCUUUUCGAAUGCAUUAUCUCUUCAGAACCAAGUCAAACAAUCUUCUCAUCUCCCUCACCCACCCACCCUGACAACAACCCUUCACCUCUGAGUGCUUGCAUGACCCAUUCACCCUCCCCCUUCUUUGUGUGUGGCUCAACAUGAAUACACAGUGUGGCUCAGAUGUCCACUCCAAGCAAGCAGAUGGACCUCCUCGUCCCUAUGGUUUCCUGAGGCCGUAAGCUAAAAGGCCACCCCAACCAACCGGGAGAGUAAUAAAGAAAGUGCAGCAACUGCUUCAACAGCUGCGGAGGGAGGAAGAAGAGCAGAAGAGAUUGCGACGACGCGAUCCAUGUCUCGUUUGUUCUGAGAGCAGAUGAAUCAUUUCAACAUCGGCAACGAAGCAUGAAGAACAUCGAGAAGUUGUUCUUCACGUGCACCAGAUGGCAGGUCGAGGAAACCAUCGAUCUCAUCAACUGCCCUUACCAUUACUUCUGCGACAGCGCCUACCGAGGCGACUACUCUCCCACCGUCGACUUGCUGGUGCUCCUCUUCGCCGUCUCAUCUUUCUUCUCCGCCACGGCCUUCACCCUCCGGGAAUUCAGCCUCAGACGAAGCCGAACGGAGCCCAGCAUCGGAAGCUUCAAAAGAAGGCAUCUGUUGCCUUCAGGUCCGAUUGCACUUACUCUGGUAGUCCUAAUCUUUGCGAAUGGGCAGAGGAUCAACACCAUAUUCCCCCUCUCGCGCUUCGGCCCAGCUCUGCUCCAGCUUGUUUACUUCUCAGCUCUGGCUUUUAGGAAUCGAGCGGAGACCGAUAUCAAGUAUGGGGUACUCGAAGCCUCGACUGUGUCGGGGAUUCUGCAUGCGAGUCUGCGCCUCGACUCCAUCAUCUUGCCUUACUACACAGGCUUGGAAGCUCUGACCGACUCCUACUUCUCUGGCGUUUGUACAACGUGUGUGUGCCGAAGAAAUGCUUUGGCGGCAGGAGGGAGCAGCGUUGCGUACAGAGGAUGGUCCAAAACGACAGUGUUGAUAGCCACUGCUCUUUGUUCGAGGAUGGCAUGCAGAAUUGUCGGAGAACAGAAGCUGGCAUUGUCGAUCAGACUGACACUCGAAGGUGUCAGCUGGCUGUUGAUGGCGAAGGACUCCUUCGACCUGAUGCUGGGUGUUGUUCCACAGGGGAGUCUGCUAACGACGGUGGUUUAUGCCGGGCUCUGCGUUCUGAUCUUUCUCAAUUUCCUCAGAAUGGUAUUCAAUCUCUCGGUCUCCGUAGCAGAAAAGCAUCACAAGAAAGAAAUAAUUGUUUUGUGCCGUAACGAUGUUGAAAUGGCACGGUGAGCAGAAAAUUCAUACGAAUUACUUGCUUGUAAAAUGAUUCUUUCAUUUUAUCGAAAACAGAUGUUAUGAACUUGUACAGCUUUUGUACAUUGAGUUAUUGAGAAC